AUGAUAGGUGAUCUUCUUAUUGGUGCUGAUGAGCAAUCGCUUCCAUCAUCAUCUACAACAGCAGCAUCGCUUUGUUCCAGGCCUGAACCAGCUUCUCCACAAGGGACGGAUUUCUCAGCUCUUGGGGCUGACCUGGAAGAUGCACUAAAUAAGGAGUUAAAGCUUGCCAGACUUGGUCAUCGUCGUUUAGAGAUGUGGCAAUUACACGAUUGCUUGGACACUGUACUUUCCAAAGUAGCAUUUCGAUGGGAAGAUAUACUGGAGGACCCUCUUUCGAAUUUCUCACUCUUUGCUUUUGCGUUUGCGGCGUCUGGAGCACAUGCAACUUAUAUUCAGAGAAGUAAGGGGCGUAGACACUACUCCGCUUACAGUUUGGAUGAUAUCUCAGACAAGAUCACGCCUCGAUCAAGCGAUCUCGUCUGGCUCUCGGUUGAAAAAUACUUGGCCAAACCACGGCAUCGAAAUGAGUAUCCAUUCGUUCGUAAAUGGAGAUACGAGCCGCUGUUUCCAGCUCCUUCACUGGAGAUCUUGCUCAGGCUUAGAUUCACUGCCCACGAGUGUACACCUACAACUGGGAUUGGGAGACAUUACACCACGCUGAAGAAAAUGGCUCUCCACAGUGCAAUAACUAGAAACUCAGCCGUUUGUGCUCUCGACGGUGCAGUAACUCUACUCUCAGCCGUUCGUCAGAUAUUCACUGUUUCUUUGAGAUUAGUUGGACAAGGAAAUCGUUUGUUAGCCGAUGAAGCUGCAUCAAUCGCUAUCUGGUCUCUGAGAACAGAUGUUCUUUGCUGGGAGGACUGGUACAAUACCUAUGAGGAGAAUGCAGAAGCUAGUGAAGCUCUUCUUAAAACGAUUGUAGAGAAACAGGAGUCUCAGUCCCUCGUUUUGUCGUCAUCAUCAAGCAAGCAUAUGAAACGAUUCAUUCAAGAGAUGUUCACUUUUUCUCUCAGACUAGCUGGAAAAGGUAUUAGUACCUUUGUGCUGGCUUGCUUCCCUCUUUGUCUUGGAGUCUGUAGCCACCGACUAAUCUGUCUGUCUGUUGCAGGAAAACCUCUUGUAGCCAAGGAAGCUGCAGGAAUGGCUCUCUGGUCUCUCACCCAAAACGUUGUUUGCUGGAAGCGCUGGGAGUAUAUCUGUCAGGAGAAUGUAGAAGCUAGUGUUGCUCUUCUUAAAACGCUUGUAGAGAAAUGCAAGGAUGAUUCCCUCAAACCCUCAUCAUCAUCAUCAAAGGCAAAAAGAAAGGCAGUUCAAGAGAUAUUCACUGUUUCUUUGAGAUUAGCCGGAAAAGCCAAGGAAGCUGCGGAAAUCGCUAUGUGGUCACUGACCCAAGACGUUGUUUGCUGGAAGCGGUGGAACUAUAUCUAUAACUAUGAGGAGAUGAAUAAGGAGAAGGUUAAAGAGAAGAUGAAAGAGAAGAUUUUAGAGAAGGUUAUGGAGAAGGUUAAUAAAGUGAAGCGUGAAAGAAAUAUAAAGGAGAUGGUUAAGGCGAAGAACAAGGAGAAGAAUAUAAAGGAGGAGAAUAUAGAAGCUAGUGUUGCUCUUCUUAAAACGCUUGCAGAGAGGCGGAACUAUCACUUCCUCAAACAACUAGUAGUGUCACCGAGUGAUACUCUCACUCUUACUCUCACUCAAACUAUGGAGAGCUUCAGGCUAAAGAACAAACAAGCCAUCACUGAAGGAGGAGCCGAUGGCUGUUUUUACAAAGUAGCCGACAAGUCGUGCAAAGUGAUAUUGUGGAGAGUCUCCCUUGGAAGUAUCAGCCACAAAGCAGCCGUGGUUCUAGCUAUUGCUAUUGGUUGUCUUUACAAAUUAGCUGACAAGUCGUGCAAAGUGAUAUUGUGGAGAGUCUCCCUUGGAAACAUCACCGUGGAUCUAGCUAUUGCUAUUGCAAUAGCAAUAGCCGCUGCUGCUUUUCUCUGGUUUGGUUUCAAUGAACAGAGACAACUACUGAUUUAA
This is a messenger RNA of Microthlaspi erraticum, 1959 nucleotides long. The record is from the annotation of a GenBank genome assembly. NCBI's taxonomy places the organism in Eukaryota, Viridiplantae, Streptophyta, Magnoliopsida, Brassicales, Brassicaceae.